CACCAUUUUAGAUGACAUGACGCCACAAAAACCAAACCAGUAAACUUUCCCUCCGUCUCUCGCUACGAAUGUAACGGCGUUUGAACCGGACCACCAAUCUAUCCUCCCUUCUCACCGAUUUCACCGUUUUCAUUUUCUUCAGCGCUUUAUUCUUGCUCUUCCCUUUACUUCUUCUUCUCCUCAUUUCCCUCUCAUUUUAGGGUUCUGAUCUCUGAUUCCUUGCAGACAAGCUUCUUCUUCGUCUUCUUCAAUCCUUCCCAAUCACCAUUUCCCCUUAUCCUCUUUCUUUCCCCUUUUGAAUCUAACUCUAUGGCUUCCUCUACUUCUGUCAAGAAGAACUUCAUGCCUCCGGGCCUUGUUUCCAAUCUUGAAGAUGUUCUUCGCAAGAAGGGUGCUGGUGAACGAGGCGAAGAAUCUAAGGAUGUUAGUGCAUCGGUUGAGCCGUCCUCUUCUACUUCUGAUGCCAAUCUUGAGGAUUCUGGAACUCGGAAGCCGAUUAUUCUUGUUACUAACAGCGAAGGAAUCGAAUCUCCCGGCCUUACUUACCUCGUUGAAGGCCUUGUUCGCGAAGGUUCAUAUAACGUCUAUGUCUGCGCUCCGCAAUCGGACAAAUCAGUUUCGAGUCAUUCUGUGACUCUUCGAGAAACUGUUGCCGUGAGUUCUGCUGAAAUUAACGGUGCCACAGCCUAUGAAGUUUCGGGAACGCCUGUAGAUUGUGUCUCAUUAGCAAUGUCUGGAGCUCUUUUUUCCUGGUCGAAGCCUCUUCUGGUCAUUAGUGGAAUUAACCGGGGAUCGAGCUGUGGUCAUCACAUGUUUUACUCAGGCCUCGUUGCUGGAGCAAGGGAGGCAUUGAUUUGUGGUGUCCCAUCCAUAUCAAUAUCUCUGAAUUGGAAGAAGGAUCAAAGCCAAGAAAGUGACUUCAAGGAUGCUGCGUCGGUCUGUUUGCCUUUGAUAAAUGCAGCUAUGAGCGAUAUAGAAAAGGGAAAUUUUCCUAAAAGCUGUUCUCUCAACAUUGAAAUACCUACUUCACCUCUGACGAACAAGGGAUUUAAAUCAACAAAGCAAAGUCUGUGGAGAUCUACUUUAAAUUGGCAGGCUGUUACGGCCAACAGGCCUGCAGGACAUUAUAUGUCUAAUCAGCAAAGUAUUGGUCUUCAGCUUGCACAACUUGGUCGAGAUGCUUCUGCUGCUGGAGCAGCUCGCCGUUUGACCACACAACGGCAGAAUAUAGUGGAAAUUGAAUCAACUGGAGCAGUGGGAAAAUCUGAUUCUGGGCGGGUGAAGAAGUUCUUCAGAAUGGAGUUUCAGGAUAAGGAGCAUGAUAUCAAGGACGAUGAUCUGGAUUUUAGAGCCCUUGAAAAUGGAUUUGUUGCAGUAACCCCCUUUUCCCUCACCCCCAACAUUGAUUUGGACGUCCAAACAGCUGCCUCUGAUUGGAUCACCACUGCACUUCAUCAGGCGCAAUAAGUCGAGUCUCAUUUCGGCGGCAAUGAUUUGUGUACAUCUAGAGUUCGGCUCACUACCCUACAUUUUUUUGUUUGUUUGGUUUUGCCUCUUCUUUUGUGGGUUUCGCAUUCUGUCAAUUGUUUUGCCAAUUUAACAAGCUCAUUCUGAUUACGGCUUUCAUUCUCCAUUGAUAUUCCCUGCCCUAUCUUUCCCAAUAUAUAUAUUAGUUUUGGUAGUUUCCUAUUGAUUCAUGUAGUGGUGUAGUAAAAGUGCCACUUGCUUCCUGCUUGCAAUCUGUUUGGCAUGUUUUAUGAAAUGCCAGUUUGUAAACUGCAAGUGAAAACUGAUGGUCAAGUUUGCAAUGGAUUGGUUCUGUUUCAUCUUAA
Molecule: messenger RNA, 1832 nt
Organism: Cucurbita pepo subsp. pepo (vegetable marrow)
Lineage: Eukaryota; Viridiplantae; Streptophyta; Magnoliopsida; Cucurbitales; Cucurbitaceae
Molecular function (GO): nucleotidase activity
Source: RefSeq, a predicted model, not a curated record